Lactuca saligna is the source of this 1437-nucleotide messenger RNA. NCBI's taxonomy places the organism in Eukaryota, Viridiplantae, Streptophyta, Magnoliopsida, Asterales, Asteraceae. The record is from the annotation of a GenBank genome assembly.
AUGGAAGGUGUGUUGGACUUUGACACGAUCGACGUGGAACUAGAUGAAGACCUUCUAAAGAAACAGAGUAGGAGAUGUAGAGAUGAGUUCUUGAACUCACUGUCUCUUGACGAUGAAGAUGAAGACUUCAUUAUCCCAUUAUUCGAGAAUGUUGAAGAUGAUGAAGCACCAGUGGAAGAAGAACCUUUGGAUGACGAACAGGAGGAGGAAGAAAAUGUAGAUGAAGUUGUGGAUGAAGAGGAAAAUGAUAGUGAAGCUCAAUUUAAAUAUUCCACACAUGAUCCAAAUGUGAAAUGGAAUAGAAUGAAACCUCAAGAGGGAGAAAGGUAUGAAUCUCCACAACAACUUAAACUCUGUUUAACAAAUCAUGCCAUAUCUAAAGAUCCUAAACCCAAUAAGAAAAUAGGCAGGCCAAGAUUGGACCCUAGUCUAACCCAAUGGACAAGACGUGGUAGAGGGGGGACAAGGGGAAAUAGAGGAGGUGGUAGGGUACCUAGAGGUGGGGGUGGCUUUCAUAGCUGGUUUGAAAGAGGUGAAACCUCAAAUACAGUACCACCCCAAAAAAGGGUCAAUGAAGAAUAUAAUUCUGAAGAGAUGGUGGAUGUAGAUGUGAUGAGUGAUGGAGAUGGGCUGGAUAUGGCAGAUAUGGACUACAUUACACAACAAAUUACAGAGUUGAGGAAAUCAGGUUACACUGAUGUAGACAUUAUGAGAUGCCUUGGAAUUACAAAAGCUCAUUUAGAAGAGUUUGGAUAUGUGGCUGCCAAUGUUGAAGGUGGACUAGAAGGAGAUGGACAGGGUAAUGAAGAAGAAGGAGGACAUGGACAAGGAGAUGAGUGGAAGGAGGUGGAGAUGGACAAGAAGGAGAAGGAGAUGGAGAAAAAGAAGAUGGAGAAGGAGAUGAAGGAGAUGGACAAGAAGAAGAUGAAGAAGGUGUUCCAGUGAAUGAUCCAGUACAACAAGGGCAUUUUGGGAAUAAUAUGAAACAAAGAACAAGGAGACCCUCAGAGAGGAUCAUUCUUCAGAAGCUGAAAAAGAAGGUGGUUGACCCUCUUGGUAUAGGAAUGUGUGAAGAUAAGGCAUUAGUUAUAGAUUAGUGAUAGGGGUUAUCAUCUUUUGGUUCAUAUUUUGUAAAAGGUGGUACUAUGUAAACUGAUGCAUACCAUCUUUUGGUUCAUAUUUUGCAUACCACUUUGUGGUUCAUAUUUUGUAAAUGGUGGUACAUAUCCACUUAUAUUGGUUCAUAUUUUGUAAACAAUUACUGGUAAUUAAGCAAGGGCAUUAACCAAUGGUCACAAUUGAUCAAUGUCAUAUUUUAUUUCAAGUUUGGUUGUGCAGGUUAGCCUUGGUUAUUGACAGUUUUAUUAUUCAUAUGUGGUUCAUAGUUGUGGUACUUUGAUUUCACCAUAAUUCAAUACAACAUAAGUAAAAUGUUCA